UGAAUCUUGAAAUAUCAGGUGUAUUUUUCUUUGUGUUCUGAACAUGUUAUAUUUCAUGACUAUAUGAAUUAUUAUGAGUGACAUCCAUGUCAGGAAACCCAUCAGCAACGUGGUGGAGGCCUUCCUGGGAGAGUGAACGCUGUGGCAACGUUGAAACAACCAAAAGGAAACGCUAGAAGCAAAGUAACAGAAGUGGCAGCCGAUUGAAGAGACUCUGGGCGACCUCCAGCCGGGUCGCCGACGGCAACGCUGCGGUGGAUGCGCGUGGACUGUCCGCGCCGUUGGGACCGGUUCUGCGUGACCUCCAUCCUCCAGGUCAGGGAGGAUAAUCUCCACUGCUGAUGCACCCUUGGCAGCUGCGGCCAAUUCCAAACCGAAACCUCAACCUACUUGUUGAACAUAAUCUACCCAACGAAAUUGCAGUUUCACUCUCAGGUUUUUCGCCCGUGAGAGAAAGAAGGCUCUGUUCAGGACCAAAUGCCAGAACCAAUGGCAGGAUUGUACAGUACCGGCUCCUCGGCGGGUCAGAAUCCAUCUUAUCAAGUUAAAUGGCAGCCGAGCAGUGUAAGGCACAAUCGCCGACUGUUCCAGGAGUGCGAAUCAACAAGAGGCUGGCAGGCCAAGUCAAAGAGAUCUGUCAAGCACAGCGGCCUGACGCACGAGGCCCACGCGCGGGACGUGGAGCAGGUGUACCUGCGCUGCUCCCAGGGCUCCCUGGAGUGGCUGUACCCCACGGGCGCCAUCAUCGUCAACCUGCGCCCCAACACGGCGUCCCCGGCGGCCCGGCGCCUGACCGUGUGCAUCAAGCCCGCGGUCGGGUCGCGCGGCUCCAACGUCUACCUGGACAGAGCCAGCCGGCUCCGGCUGCUGCUCACCGAGGCCCAGCAGGCCCUGGGCCAGGUGCACUGCUUCGGCAUCCAGGAGGGGGCGCUGUUCAUCGAGGCCAUCCCCUACCGCGACAUCAGCCGAAAGAUCACUGCCUUCCAGUACGAGCUGGUCAGUGCCCAGCAAGGUCCAUCCACAGGCCCCCCCUGCCAGCCCUGCAGUGAUGAGGAGGUCCUCAUGGCUGUCUGCACCAGCGAUUUCGUGGCCAGAGGCAGUGUUCGGGGGGCGGAGGAGGGGGCGGGGCAGUCGUCCGUUGCCGUGACGCUGAGCUGGCUGUACAGGGAGAAGAGCCGCGUGUUCGUGGCGGGCGGCGGCCGGGCGCGGCGCUGGACCGGGCAGGUGAAGACGCCUCCGCGGUGCGGGGCGAAUUUCGCGCGGGGCCACGCCGAGGGCGAGGAGUUCCUCCUGACCGGGACGAUACGUUUCGGGGAGGCGUGGCUGGGGUGCGCCCCGCGGUACGCGGACUUCCUGAAGGUGUACAGGACAGCGCAGGCGCGGGGGACCAACCCGUGCCACAUGGAUAUGGACUGAGCCCGGGCCUCCCAGGCGGGGCCGAAAAUGAGGCAGAGCACCAGGUGCUGGCCUGUGGAGGGCAGAGCCCAAGCCUUCCGCCGGAGGACUCACUGGCUACUCUCUCUUUCACGCACACAUUCUGAAGCUGCCGUCCACACACCCUGGGACUCUUAAUGCUGCUGUUCCUUUGGAGAGGAGCAGUGUGCGAGUGUGUGUGUGUGUGUGUGCCUUAGAGAGUGUGAGGUGGAAAUAGGGCGAGACUGAGAGAGCAAGACGGAGAUAGAGAGAGAGAGAGAGAGAGAGAGAGAGAGAGAGAGAGAGAGAGAAAGAGAAAGAGAGACGGAGACAGAGAGAGAGAGAGAGAGAGACGGAGACAGAGAGAGAGAGAGAGAGAGAGAUGGAGACAGCUAGAUGGGGAGUGAGCAGACAUGUAUCUGACAGCUUGUGUGUGUGUGUGUGUGUGUGUGUGUGUGUCCUGCGGCACUGCGAAUGAGCAGUAUGUAUGUAAUGUGAGUAGUGUGUUGAGGUGUGUGUUCUGUGUGUGAGUAGUGUGUUGUGGUGUGUGUUCUGUGUGUGAGUAGUGUGUUGAGGUGUGUGUUCGGUGUGUGAGUUGUGUGUUGAGGUGUGUGUUCUGUGCGUG
Molecule: messenger RNA, 2038 nt
Organism: Anguilla anguilla (European eel)
Lineage: Eukaryota; Metazoa; Chordata; Actinopteri; Anguilliformes; Anguillidae
Product: meteorin-like protein
Exons: 5
Coding region: 478-1416 (312 amino acids)
Biological process (GO): positive regulation of brown fat cell differentiation; energy homeostasis
Molecular function (GO): hormone activity
Source: RefSeq, a predicted model, not a curated record